This is a messenger RNA of Glycine soja, 1360 nucleotides long. RefSeq lists its product as uncharacterized. Gene Ontology annotation, biological process: protein dephosphorylation. The record is from RefSeq and is a predicted model, not a curated record. The transcript has 2 exons. Gene Ontology annotation, molecular function: protein tyrosine/serine/threonine phosphatase activity. Lineage: Eukaryota; Viridiplantae; Streptophyta; Magnoliopsida; Fabales; Fabaceae. The coding region runs from base 252 to 977 and encodes 241 amino acids.
UCUUUUGCGUAAAAGACGAAAACGAAAUUCAGUAAACCAUCUUCGUACGCACUACGCAGCAUAGCUGUUAUCUUCUUCCCCUUCCCCUCUCGUGGCAAACGCGCCGCAAAUGACAGAACGAGCAACUCCAAGGAUCCAUCGACACAGAUAAAAGAGUAUUCCCUCGCUCCCUCCACAGUUCUAGGGUUCACUUUUGAACACACGUUGCCAAACCCCGGUUCAUCCAAAUCCAAAGUCAUAAGAACAAGAAGAUGGGUGUGGGCAUAUCAUUUCUGAUAGCACUAAAAGCAACAAUCCUCUUCUUAUGCUUCGCGUACCUUAAAAACCUCGGUUUCACUCUCUUCUCCCUCCCCUUCCUCUACUCUUCGCUGAUCUCAUUCUUAGUCUCAAUCGCAUCUCACCCUUCCAUCAACCUUCCAAUACUUCUCGGCAAAACCACCGACGGAAGCUUCCCCCUGUUCUCACUCAUAAUCUUCAGCCCUUACAUCUACUUCGUCAGAAUCUUCUCUCUGCUCCGAAGACUCCGAAGCGGAGAACCUGCUUACACCGAAGUCCACGAGGGUCUCUAUGUCGGUGGCUGGCCAUCGUCGCCUCAGAAGCUGCCACCUGGCGAUCCCGCCAUCGUUGAUUGCACGUGCGAGUUCCCGCGUGUGAAGGAUUUCACUACGGGGUUGCCUUACCGGUGCUUUCCGACGUGGGACACGAGGUCGCCUCAACCCGCUGAUAUCGAAUCCGCUGUUAAGUGGGCAUCUCGACAGAGAGAACUAAACAGGCCCAUUUUCGUUCACUGUGCUUAUGGUCAUGGAAGAAGUGUUGCUGUUAUGUGUGCACUGUUAGUAGCACUAGGCAUCACAGAGGAUUGGAAGAAUGCUGAGAAGCUGAUCAGGCAAAAACGACCUUACAUCCGGAUGAAUGCUCUCCAUCGCAAGGCACUUGAAGAAUGGUCCAGACACCGAUUGUCUGCACCAAAGAAGUAGAGACAUGAGCGUGGGUUCCUUGAGUUAAUCUGAUUCUUUUAGUCAUUCACAGUAUGAUUGUUUUCCAAACAGUGGCAAAUGCAGAAAAACUAAAACAUAGAUUCUCCUCGUGUCUUUACUUUAUUAGCAUCCUCGUUUUCCUUGAAUCCAAAAUUUAAUAUGUGCUUCCCAAUUGUUCCGUAGUCAGCUUCUUCUGCUUUGAUCAAGUUGAAGCUGAUGAGUGGAAUAGUGGGAUUACAUACUAUGAGAAGCUGUAACAUCUAUUCACAUAAUUUCAUUGUGUAUGGCCAUGAACGAUGAUUCCAAGGGUAGUUUGUUGGUAAAUACAAGUCAUGCCUUAUGUCAAUGGUUUUUAUGCCUAGAACAUAAUGAGGCAUAAGUUA